AGUGGAAACUGGAAAGUGUCACACUACACUGGAGAGUGGGAAAAAAAAAGUUUGUCCCCAUCCAGCCGUGCCUGCCGAGAGAGCACCAAAUCGAAAUCGGCGGCUAGCCGGCGGGGGUCGAAGGGGAGUCGGAUCGAGAUGGUCGCGCCGAGGGGGCGGCGCUCCCCGUCCGGUCCAGAUCGACGGCCACAGGCGGGAGGUGGGGAGCGGAGCGCCGGAGGAGCCGCGGCCUCGGAGCAGAAGGCCGCCGCUAGGGUUUCGGUCAAUCAGCCGGCCCCGCCGCCCAAGUUCAACGCCGGCGCGGACAGGAUCAGCGCUCUCCCCGAGCACCUCCUCCUCGAGAUCCUCGAGCGCCUUGACCUGCGCGAGGCGGUCCGCGCCGGGGCGCUCUCGAGACGGUGGCGGCGCCUCCCGAAGCACCUCUCGCGCGUGGACCUCGACGUCGCUCACUUCCAGGGCGCGACGCCGCUCGAGGCCAUGGACGCGUUCACGGGUGCGGCGCGGUCGCUGCUCGCCGUGGUUCCCCUCGCCGAGAGCAGCGCCCUCAAGUCCCUUAUCCUCGGCUUCUACAUGCCUUCCCCUCCUCACCUGAGCACCAUAGGCCGCCUCGUCCAGGACGUCGUGAGCUUGGGCCAGACCGAAUGCCUUGAGUUUUGCAUAUCCCUGCCGUCCCCGAGCAACACCGUCCCGCAGCGCGCUGAGAUUGGGCGGCAGUUCAUGUCCUUCUGCCAGGCCUACCCGGUCGCCUUCUCUUGGCUCACGAGUCUUGCACUCGAGCGCCUUGCAUUUGGUCAUUCUGACAUCACCGAGCUCAUUAGCUCUUGUGGUAGGCUCAGGCGCCUCACCCUGCGUACCUGCAGACUGGUUGAUCUGCCCUUCGUGCUCAAGAUCGACACGCCGUGCUCUGGGAUCCAGGAGCUCAAGUUCCUCUGUGUUGGGUGCACGCGGAUCGACCUCAUUUCUGUCCCUAAGCUUAGGCAAGUGGUGUGCCAUUCUUGGAUCUCCGAGAAGCUUCCACUGCACUUUGGCUAUGUUCCUGAGCUUCGCAGUGUACUACUCGAUUCUAGAGCCAUGGCAUGGUAGAGGCCAUUUCCGCUGAGCGAGUGCCUGUCAAGGAGUGCCAGCAACCUGUUGAGUCUUCAUCUUGGUUUCGAGCAACAAAUGAUUUGGAUUCUGCCAGAACAUCCGAAGAAGCUCACUGCUAUGUUCAGAAACCUGACCUCUGUGUUUCUUUGGGAUAUCUUCAAUGAGUGUGAUCUGAACUGGACACUGUUUAUCCUUGAAGCUGCACCUUGCCUACAGUGUAUUGAUUUAUCUCGACAUUCAUGCAUCGAGACGCCCGACAACAGUGCCGAGAAGACCAACGUGGUGUGGGAGCCAUCCAAGGAUUUCAAGCACCUAAACUUGAAGUUGCUGGGGAUCCAAGGGUGCGAGGAUGAAGACAAGGUGACAAACUAUGUAAGGCUUGUGAUGGAACGAGCUGUGCGGCCGUUGAUAAUCAAGCUGCAGGAUGAAUUCCCAUGCAGGGACUGCAAUGCCACCAACCUUGACAGAUCCAAGGCGGACAAAGCUAGCAGGCGCCGGAUUAAGGAGCGACUCGCGCAUGGAUCAUCCUCAUGUGUGAAGAUAGUUAUCUGAUAUGUCAAGGAAUGCUGGUAGUUUCAUAACGCUCACAGCCUUGCAGGAGCUAGAGCAAUGACUGUGUGAGGCACAUCCAGUAGUAAUUCUGAUUUCUAGUUAUUGGUAGCUUAAGAAUACUUGAUUGGUGUGGACCUCGCGGUGUAGCUAAAUUAUGUGUGUACUGUAAUCUGGCCGCAUGGUUCUCUUUUUCAGUUUACCGAGUAACUAAUUGCCUAUUUGUCUACCUAGUAUAUGAUGAUUUGUUUGCCCUCGGAUAUUCAAAUUCUUGACUUGUUUUUCUUUACAGGAAAAAUUCUUGACUUGUUGAGGCUCUCUAUUUUCAGAAUGCGUCUUUGCCGCCUUGCCUGGACCCAGAUUGUGGUCUUUGGGAAACAUUCUGGUGGUAGACUUUGCUUUCUGAAUUUGUCUUUGUCACUAUGACCGAAUCAAUGGAAGCGAAGGUGGAUUGCGAUGACGGUGUAGGAAAGGGAAAUUGUGAACUUUUUUUGUUUCUGUUUUAUAUACUCACAAACUCCAUGUUGUAUGCCCAUUUCAGCCAGGAGGGUGUCAUUCAAAUUCUUGAUGGGUUCUCUGCUUGGAAUGUGACUGAAUGAAAAGGGUGCAAAUUAAUUGAGUUCUGCUCUUUUAUAUCUGAUGAGUGGAAGCCUGUCGUAACGCUCAUGGAAAAUGGAAGACAGUCCUGGAGAUGGUAUUGUUACAUUCGGCCAGAGAUACAUAACAAGAGGUCUAUGGUGCGAAUUUUUGUCAAUGUGAGGUUUAACCAGGCCUGGAGAUGGUAUUUGAUGGAUGGCACUCUUCUUUUUGCAUGCCUCGAAGAAAUUGCAGCUCCAGCAGGAACUUGUACGACAUCAAUAUGCCAACCUGCGCCAGCGGAAAAGAAAUCUCUGCUAUUUGAUUUUUGGAUGAUCAGAGGAUUUAAACUACCUAUGUUACAUUACAGGGGAGGCAGAUUUGGCUAGACUGUCCAGAGCCAACUAAAGAAACAUAACUAGGCUCCCAGCUUGUAUGUAAAAACUUGUCAAGCAAAAUUUCCUUUGCUUUCCGGAACCAAUAAAGCCAUCUAACAGAGUAA
Messenger RNA from Aegilops tauschii subsp. strangulata, 2713 nucleotides. RefSeq lists its product as uncharacterized. The record is from RefSeq and is a predicted model, not a curated record. Gene Ontology annotation, molecular function: protein binding. Lineage: Eukaryota; Viridiplantae; Streptophyta; Magnoliopsida; Poales; Poaceae.